Molecule: messenger RNA, 2460 nt
Organism: Brassica napus (rape)
Lineage: Eukaryota; Viridiplantae; Streptophyta; Magnoliopsida; Brassicales; Brassicaceae
Product: probable sucrose-phosphatase 3b
Exons: 8
Coding region: 971-2254 (427 amino acids)
Biological process (GO): sucrose biosynthetic process
Molecular function (GO): magnesium ion binding; sucrose-phosphate phosphatase activity
Source: RefSeq, a predicted model, not a curated record
AACCUCAAAUGUCGAGAGAGCAAACGCGUGGAAAACCGAUUAACUGUGAAUGAUCGGGAAUUACAUCUUUAAUUGUUCUUUUCCUUCUGAUUUUUCUUUUGUUUGUGACCAAUGCUAAAUUCAUUUUUCUUUGUUUCCUUAUUUUCUUCUUAGGAAAACACUUAGGGGGGUGUAUUCAAUUGAGAGUUUUAGGUGAUUUGUGUCAAAAUGACAAAUCCACUGUUAUUGAAACAUGAAUUUUAAAAACUCAUUUAAAAUUCAGUGUUAUUGAACUUGACAUUUUAUAAAGUACUAUGAAAUCCACUGUUAUUGAAAGUAUUUUAUGUUGUGGAGUUUUCAAGUUUUCAAGUGAUUUUAGAGUGUUUGGGUGGAGUUUCUUAGUUAAAAAAAAUUAAAACUCAAAUCUCAUGGUUUUAGGUGAUAUUCUAUAGUGGUUUAACAAAAAAUAUUUUAUUCUCUGCAAUUCCUUAAAAUCAUCUAAAACCUUAUUAAAAAUCAAAUCACCUUAAAUUUUAGAUUGAAUACACCCCCCUUAAAAAUUUAUUGAUAAUCCAGUGGCAAUUGCAAUGCUAUCCACAUAUUCGCAAUGACACCUAUCAAUGUAUUCAGUAUGUUUUAAAGAAACCUAUUAAAGGAAAAAAGAAGAAGUUAUGGGAGAGGAAAAGACCAAUCUCUAUUGAAGACAGAUGCUCUAAACUAAUAAUAACAGAAUUAAACAAAAGAGAAACAAAUAUUCUUUCAUAUGAAAGGAUCUUGACCGUUGAUCCUUGUCUUUUAUUGGUGGAUGGGGCGGCAUUAACUACGUGGUCCUUAUACAAUACGCUGUAACGCCAACACGUGGAUUAGUGUGACUGAUAAUAUUCUCUCUUCUCUCUUCUUCUUCUCGAAAAAAUAAACCUCUUUUUCCCUUCAACUUGCAGAAGAGGAAGAAGAAGAACUCAAGAAGCGAUAUACACAAGACACUAAGAAUAUGUUGAUUAUGGAACGGCUGAAAUCUCCUCCUCCUCUCAUGAUCGUCUCGGACCUUGAUCAUACCAUGGUUGAUCAUCAAGAUCAUGAUAACCUCUCUCUUCUGAGGUUCAACUCACUGUGGGAAGACGCUUAUCGCCGUGACUCUCUCCUUGUCUUCUCAACAGCAAGAUCACCAAUUCUUUACAAAGAACUGAGAAAAGAGAAACCAUUGUUGACACCUGAUAUCAUCGUUACGUCCAUAGGAACCGAGAUAGCGUUUGGUAACUCCAUGGUUCCUGACCAUUCUUGGGUUGAGACCUUGAACACCGAUAAAUGGAACAGGGAGAUAGUGUUAGAAGAAACAAGCAAGUUCCCUGAGUUAACUCUUCAGCCUAAAACUGAGCAGAGGCUACGCAAGGUCAGCUUUUACAUUGAUGAAGGUAAAGGUGAGGCAGUGACCAAGGAACUUUCACACUUGCUGGAGAAACGUGGCUUAGAUGUCAAGAUCAUUCACAGCUGGGGAAUGAAUCUGGAUGUUAUACCGCGAGGUGGAGGAAAAGGAGAAGCUCUCGAGUAUCUUCUCAAGAAGCUGAAGGCUGAAGGAAUGUCCCCUGUCAAUACUCUUGCUUGCGGCGACUCUGAACACGAUGCUGAGCUAUUCAGCAUUCCUGAUGUUCAUGGUGUCAUGGUGAGCAAUUCUCAAGAAGAGCUAUUGAAGUGGCAUACUGAAAAUGCUUUAAACAACUCAAAGCUCAUACAUUCAAGCGAGAGAUGUGCAGAUGGGAUUCUUCAAGCUAUUGAUUAUUUCAAGCUUGGUCCAACUCUUUCUCCAAGAGAUAGUUCUGAGUUCUUGAAUGGAAAGGCCGAUAUUGCCAAUCCUGGUCAAGAAGUUGUGAGAUUUUACUUGUUUUACGAGAGGUUGAGACGUGGUGAGAUCAAGAAGUAUGAAACAUACAUAGCCAGCUUUAAAGAGGCUUGUCACCAGGAUGCUGUCUUUUUCCAUCCAGCAGGUGGAGAGAAGUCUCUGAGGGACACCAUUGAUGAGCUGAAGAAGUAUAAUGGAAACAGAAGUGGGAAGAAGUUUUGGGUUUGGGUGGAUCAGGUUCGGGUGAUAGACAAAAUUCCUAGGAAAUGCAUAGUGAAGUUUGAUAAGUGGGAGCAAUGCGAGGAUGAGCGUAAAUGUUGCACAACUACUGUUGAAUUCAGUUCAAAGGGAGGAGGAUGUUUGGUGUGGGAACAAGUGAAGCAGAUAUGGUCAGAAAAAUCGGAGCUGAAUGAUGAAAACAAUUGCUGGAUUAUCUGAAUCUUUGGAGACUUGUGAAUGAUUGAUUUGCAAACAGUCUUCAGGAUUUGUCUUCCCUUUCUCCAUAUAGUUUUUCUUUAUAAGUUUUGAAAAUGUUUUUGAUAAUUACCAAAAAGAAAAGUGUAAUAUACACUUAUGAUUUACAGGAAAUUAGAAAACAAAUUGAGGGUGAACCGGGUUCGGACCGGUGACCUCUUCAAAUGCUA